AGCUUAACAGCCAGGAAAGUAAUCCAGACAAACUGUUUUGACCGAGUUAUCCGCAUGCUCCGGCUCUCUCCCAUAGUCAAGAUGGCCGAAAACGCAGCGAAGCGUCUCAAGACGGACGGCAGCCCCGUGACGAUCGGCACGCACAACGGGCACUUCCACGCCGACGAGGCCCUGGCGGUGCACAUGCUCCGGCAGCAUGUCCCGACCUACGCGGGCGCCAAGCUCGUGCGCACCCGCGACCCGGCCCUGCUGAGCACCUGCCACACCGUCGUCGACGUCAGUGGCGAGUACGACCCUGCCGCGAACCGCUACGACCACCACCAGCGCUCCUUCAACACCACCUUCCCCGGCCGCCCCACCAAGCUCAGCUCCGCGGGGCUGGUCUACCUGCACUUCGGCCGGGAGAUCGUCGCCCGCCGCCUGGCCACCGCCGCCGCCGCCGCCACCUCCGCCGAGGACGACCCGCAGGUGACGCUCGUCUACAACAAGCUGUACGAGUCCUUCGUCGAGGCCCUCGACGCGCAAGACAACGGCAUCGGCGCCUACGACCCGGCGGCCCUCGCGGCCGCGGGCCUGGAGAAGCGCUUCUCCGACGGCGGCUUCACGCUCGGCGCCAUGGUGGGGCGCCUGAACCCGAACUGGAACGACCCCGCCCCCGCGUCGGGGGGCGCCGAGGCGCAGCAGGCGGCCGAGGACGCACGGUUCGAGCUGGCGAGCCGCCGCAUCGGCGAGGAGUUCGACCGCGACCUCGACUACCUGGCCGGCGCGUGGCUGCCGGCGCGCGAGGUGGUGGCCGAGGCGUUCGCGCGGGGCGGCGACGCCGACGCCGAGGGUGGCAGGAUAAUGGUGCUCAGGGGCCAGGCGGUGCCGUGGAAGGACCACCUGUACACGCUGGAGGAGGCCGGGGGCAGCGCAGGGAGGGUCCUCUACGUGCUGUACCCGGAGAAGCCGGCCCCGGACGCCAAGUGGAGGGUCCAGUGCGUGCCCUUGUCCAAGGACUCGUUCCAGAGCCGGAGACCGCUGCCGGAGGCGUGGAGGGGGUUCAGGGACGAGAAGCUGGACGAGAUCACGGGUAUACCCGGUGGGGUGUUCGUCCACGCGGCGGGGUUCAUCGGCGGGAAUAAGACAUUCGAGGGGGCGUUGGCCAUGGCAAAGAAGGCUCUUGAGGACUAGGCGCUGGGAGGGUGUUUCACGGUUCAUUUAACUCAACAUUCACGGACGGCGCGAAGGCCAGAGCCGCUAGAAUAAAUGGGACAGACAUGUGUUUGGGCUGGUUCAGUGGGUAUCGACGGCGUAGAAGAGGGAGAAAAGCAUCUUGUGUAAAAUUACAGUUCGACACUAGUUUCGUCUCUCAUAGUCAAGUUGUUUUGCUGAAACUGGUACCUUCACACCUUACUACCCG
Phialemonium atrogriseum is the source of this 1402-nucleotide messenger RNA. Its product is annotated as metal-dependent protein hydrolase. Gene Ontology annotation, cellular component: nucleus; cytoplasm. Lineage: Eukaryota; Fungi; Ascomycota; Sordariomycetes; Cephalothecales; Cephalothecaceae. The transcript has a single exon. Bases 55 to 1173 code for a protein of 372 amino acids. The record is from RefSeq and is a predicted model, not a curated record.